AUGCCUUUCUCUAUCACAGACCUCACUCGCAAAGACGAAACAGCCGAGAAGAUCCCUACAAAAGGUAAAGGUCUCGGCGCCUUCACAAGCCCAGCAGGCUACGCAACCAUCCUCUGCUUCCCCAUUACUAUUUGGCAAUCCCGUCGCAACACCAAGAAAACUGUUGAGACUCUCCGAGAGGCCAGAGAGCUUGAGGCAGAACGUGUCGAGGCUGAAAGACGGGAGGGUGCUGAGGAGGAACAGAAGCGCGCAGAGCUGCGUGCUAAGAGUGAUGCAAACCGAGAUGGCCCUGGACCUCAAGGGCCGCCGAGAGAGAAGACAGUCCCAGAGGUUGAACCUCUUGACCCGAAGUUGGAGAGGGAUCCUGAGAAUCCACGUGUUUGUGAUAGCACCUGCGGGAAUGCGAUGAAGAGUCAUUGUCCUAUCCAUGAUAGGAAGCAUUCUUCUCGACCUACUAGUCCUGGACUCCUGGCUAUCUAG
Messenger RNA from Fusarium coffeatum, 480 nucleotides. RefSeq lists its product as uncharacterized. Bases 1 to 480 code for a protein of 159 amino acids. NCBI's taxonomy places the organism in Eukaryota, Fungi, Ascomycota, Sordariomycetes, Hypocreales, Nectriaceae. The record is from RefSeq and is a predicted model, not a curated record. The transcript has a single exon.